Molecule: messenger RNA, 1417 nt
Organism: Culicoides brevitarsis
Lineage: Eukaryota; Metazoa; Arthropoda; Insecta; Diptera; Ceratopogonidae
Gene: tan
Product: beta-alanyl-dopamine/carcinine hydrolase
Exons: 7
Coding region: 132-1298 (388 amino acids)
Source: RefSeq, a predicted model, not a curated record
GCUUAGUUGGACCUUUGUUUUCUAGCGGUUCGGUUGCUGUUGUUACGAAGCAUUUUGUAAACAAAUAAAAUACCUUUGUUUUCGGUGAAAAAAUUAUUCUAAAAAUCAAAGUUCAAAAGAACUAAAAGAAAAUGCCUGUUACGCAAAAUAUUCCACGAAGACAAUGCAUCCCAAUUAUUUAUACCAGAGGAACGCACUACGAUGUCGGUUAUGAUGUGGGACGUACGUUUGGAGCAAUUAUAAAAAACUUCUUGCAACUGUCUGGCCCACUUAAUGAGUCAUAUUUACCACUGUAUAAUACCCCUGAAGGACGUAAAGUCUACAAUGAAACCUUAGAAUCGGUGAAAAAAUCGUUUCCACAAUACGUACAAGAAUUAGAGGGAACUGCAGAUGGAGCUCAAGUUGAAUUUCAUAAGCUUUUCUUAUUGCAUAUGGAUGAGAUCCUGCCGAAUGUAGUGCAAUCUAAGAAUGCAACGGACCAACCUAUUGGAUGUUCGACAAUUUGCGUGAAUGAAAAGGAUCAACAAAUAUUGGGACACACGGAGGAUGCACUCGCCGAGACUUUAAAUCAUUACUACUUUGUGUCGGCUCACAUUGUAUCACCCGGGCCACAAGGCAAAUACAAUGUUACGGAGGAACGAUUUACCUCACUUUGCUAUGCCGGACACUUGCCGGGAUAUACAAUGAAUUACAAUCAUCAUGGAUUGGUGUUUUCGAUUAAUACGUUGAGCGCAAAGCGUUUGAAUAGUGGAAAGACACCUAGACAUUUUAUAACACGUGCUUUAUUAUCAGCCGAUAACUUUGAGAAAGCGCAAAAAAUAAUUCGAGACUUUGGAGUUGGGGCGGCUGAUGGUUGUUCCAUCAAUAUGACGUUUUUAAAACAAGAAGGAAAUCGUUUAUUCCAUAAUGCUGAAAUGGGUCCUGCAUCUCCAGGAACGGAUCAAUCACAACUCAAUGUCUUGACUGCGAGUCCUGGUGAAUUUAUAUUGCAUUGUAACAAGUAUCUCAGACUUCCGGUGGAAGAAGUUGGCGGAAUGAUCGUGGAAUCGAGUAACGAUCGCAUGGUUACAUUUACAAAAUCUUUCGAUGCUCCAAAGACGCGUAAUGAUGUCAUUCAAAUGCUCGGGGAUACAAGUUCGACAGGACAUCGCGUUUUUAGAGACGAACCUGAUGCUUUUAUUAAAACUAUUUGUGUUGGAAUUUUCGAUUGUGUUAAUCGGACAUGGACUUUGUAUUCUGACAAUCCAAAGACAAGUGAACCACUUGUUGUCCUACCAUUGUUCAUCAAGGAAAAGUGAAUUGAAUUGAAUAUAACAUGCAAUAUGUAUUUAAUACUAAAACUAAUCUGAAAGAUUAUAGCUUGAGCAAUAAAAUUAUGUGUACCGCUUACAUUUUUGUAGUUUGAACAUUAUUUUUC